AACAACACUCUCCACGAUCAACGCAGCUCUUCUCAGCUCCCAAACCCUCCGAACGAGUCUCGAAGCGAUCUCCGAAUCAUGACGUCUACGAAUUUCGUCUCCCCCGGCCAGCAGCGCUAUCUGCGCGCGUGCAUGGUCUGCUCCAUCGUCAUGACCUACAACCGAUUCCGCGACGAAGGCUGCCCCAACUGCGACGAGUUCCUCCACCUCGCUGGCUCCCAGGACCAGAUCGAAAGCUGCACCUCGCAGGUCUUUGAAGGUGUCAUCACCCUCGCCAACCCUGCGCGCUCGUGGAUAGCGAAGUACCAGCGACUCGACGGCUACGUUCCAGGCAUGUACGCCAUCAAGGUGUCGGGUCAGCUGCCUGAUGACGUUCGGUCGACUCUUGAGGACGAAUACAGAAUACAAUACAUCCCGCGCGACGGUACAGAGGCCGAGGCGGAUGCUUAG
Messenger RNA from Fusarium keratoplasticum, 450 nucleotides. Its product is annotated as Transcription elongation factor SPT4. Gene Ontology annotation, biological process: chromatin organization; regulation of transcription elongation by RNA polymerase II; mRNA processing. Lineage: Eukaryota; Fungi; Ascomycota; Sordariomycetes; Hypocreales; Nectriaceae. Gene Ontology annotation, cellular component: nucleus; DSIF complex. The transcript is spliced from 3 exons. Gene Ontology annotation, molecular function: zinc ion binding; RNA polymerase II complex binding. Bases 79 to 450 code for a protein of 123 amino acids. The record is from RefSeq and is a predicted model, not a curated record.